Molecule: messenger RNA, 1217 nt
Organism: Cottoperca gobio
Lineage: Eukaryota; Metazoa; Chordata; Actinopteri; Perciformes; Bovichtidae
Gene: mrpl58
Product: mitochondrial ribosomal protein L58
Exons: 6
Coding region: 164-748 (194 amino acids)
Biological process (GO): mitochondrial translational termination
Cellular component (GO): mitochondrial large ribosomal subunit
Molecular function (GO): translation release factor activity, codon nonspecific; peptidyl-tRNA hydrolase activity
Source: RefSeq, a predicted model, not a curated record
GUGGAACCUAACUUUAUUUUCCUCAGUUAUCAUACGCAACAAAAGUAAUAUAUACUACAGUGUUUUUCGCAACCGCGAAGUGUCGUUUGGCAGUAGUUAGCUCUUUAUACUAUAAUAGCUACAUUACGUGAAAUGCCACUGGCCGUAACGACGUCAGUCCAACAUGGCGGCGCACAUAGCACGACGCUGUUAUCUUCUUUGUCGUAGUGCAGGAGUAAACGGGACUCCACAACAUGUAAAACUAAGGGAUUUUGUAAUAAGAGACAUUAACAACACUUUCCAGCUGCGUGUUGCCUACGGCACCCGAGGAACAGACAUCACACAGGAUGCCCAAGUGCACAUUCCAGUGGACCGCCUGACGGUGUCUUACUGCAGAAGCAGCGGGCCUGGUGGUCAGCAUGCCAAUAAAGUCAGCACAAAAGCAGAGGUCCGAUUCCACGUGCAAACUGCAGACUGGAUCCCAGAAGAUGUCCGACAGAAAAUCUUUGAAAAGAACAAAAACCGCAUCAAUAAGGCCGGGGAGCUGCUGGUGACCUCAGAGCUGAGCAGGAGUCAGCAGAGAAACUUUUCUGAUUGCAUACAGAAGAUUUCUGCCAUCAUAGCUGAGGCCAGCAGGAAGCCACGUGAACCAACAGCAGAAGACAUAGCUCUCAGGGCAAAGAGGUUAGAGAAGUGGAACAAGGAGCGACUCAAACAGAAGAAGAUCCAUUCAGCUACCAAGAACAGCAGACGAGUGGAUUUUGACUAAUUGAUUGACUGUUACGUUUCUACCUCCCGCGCUUGUUUUGUCAAUAAUUACAUAUAAUGUAUAUGUCCAGUGUCAAUGACUUUGUCUUUAAUUUUCUGUACAAUGAAAUGAAGUAACAACAUUUAUCUUACUAAAUACCAGAAAUAUACAAACCAGUCUAAGAUUAAAGUAAACGACUGCUGAUUCUGUGCCCUGCAUAUUGAUCAUCAUUGGUCAUCCCACAAUAUUUGGUCAAGACUUUUAUUUAUUUUCAUAUAGUUGAGCCUGUUGUAUGGAGGACUUAUGUAUACAUACCUACAUGUAAAAAAUAAAUAAUGUAAUAAAUAAAUACAUUCUUAAAUCAAUUCAAUUAAUAAAUAUAUGAAUGUCAAAUCUAUUUCUACAUUUUUGUUCACCUAGAGAUUAUUUCCAUGUCUCUAUGUUAGCGAGGUAGGUUCUGAGGUUUAUCAAUGUAUUUAUUAUUUUAUUU